AUGGUCGAGGAGGUUUUCUACGUCCUUAUAACCAUUGUUGGCGAGAGAGCCAGCGCUACUAAGCUCCCAUUCCAGCGUGCCAUCCGUCGCGAGAUCGUGCACGCGCUUGCGGCAGGGCCAAGUUCAUUCACCGACCUCGCUAAGCGUGUCUCCGAGAGGAUGGAUGUAUCUCACUUCCGCGCACCUGAGUCAACAUCUGAUACGGGCGUGUACGAGCUGAAGGACGAGGCUUAUGACGAGGUGGACCCGUUUACCUUCCACUACACGCGGAACAAGCGCGAGGAAGUGGAAGUCAUCCUCAAGAACAGACUCCGAGUUGCAAAAUGGCAAUUUCCCGCAAAUCCCGCGGUUACCUGUUUCGUGGUCCGAGGGGUCGAGUUCUGUCACGAUCUAUAA
Suillus clintonianus is the source of this 396-nucleotide messenger RNA. RefSeq lists its product as uncharacterized. The record is from RefSeq and is a predicted model, not a curated record. Gene Ontology annotation, biological process: ubiquitin-dependent protein catabolic process via the N-end rule pathway; protein ubiquitination. Bases 1 to 396 code for a protein of 131 amino acids. The transcript has 2 exons. NCBI's taxonomy places the organism in Eukaryota, Fungi, Basidiomycota, Agaricomycetes, Boletales, Suillaceae. Gene Ontology annotation, molecular function: ubiquitin protein ligase activity. Gene Ontology annotation, cellular component: cytoplasm; ubiquitin ligase complex.